GUGCUCGGGUUUCUCUGCCUGAACGAGGAGCAGUUAGGAUUUGACCCAAUGAUCAUUACCAUUGACGACAAGCGGUAUAUUGAGAUUAGCGGGAAAGUAGCAAAGAGCGCGCGAUGAGGAGGGCGAGUUACUGCGCGAGGCAACCGAGAUGGACGUAGUUAAUAGGGCGAGAUACUAUCACCAUGAGACGGUUCGUGCGGGUACGCAGGACGACGCCAUCGGCGGGAACGUGCGACAAGGUCUUGAUACAACGAAAGCGACAAACUACAGGCAACGAAACAUAAUAUCAUACCCAAGCACAGUUCUCUCACUCUUAAGAAAAGAUCGAAUCAGCAGCGCCGCUGGACGGAAGCGAUCCUCGAGUUGUACGAACACGUCUUUACCACCUAGCAAGCGAACCUAUUCGAGCUCUCCUGUAAAGGGAGGAAGGGCAAUAGUGGAUCGAGCGCACCGCCGCGUUAUUGUCCGAGACUAUAGGAAGCCUAUAUGUAUGGCGAAUUCUAGGACUAGCCUUUUGGCUACGCUAGAAGGCUGUAUCACAGGAUACGAGUCGCUGUAUAUAUGGGUCAGCAUGCUGCAAUGCGAUAUCUCUCCGAACAACCUUAUGGUGAAUGAGGAUAAGGGCAACCCCUCCUGGCACGCCUUCUUAAUCAAUCUAGACCUUGCUAUCAGUUGAACCAAAAGCUUUACAUAUUGUUCGCAAAAGAAUGGUAAUAGUUAGAAAGAC
Bipolaris maydis ATCC 48331 is the source of this 727-nucleotide messenger RNA. RefSeq lists its product as uncharacterized. The record is from RefSeq and is a predicted model, not a curated record. NCBI's taxonomy places the organism in Eukaryota, Fungi, Ascomycota, Dothideomycetes, Pleosporales, Pleosporaceae.